UCUGAGGGCCUUUCAUUUGUGUCAUGAGAUAACAGGAUAAUGGAUCAGAAAAUCCCAUUCCACAAAAAAUUCAUGUAUGGUCCAAAGACGAGAUCAUCGGCACAAAAGAUACGGAUAUGAUUGUUCAUGUUUUGUUUCAUUAUAUAGUUAUUGUUUAAUCCAAAAUUCAUAUAUAACUCUUCCACGCCACCACUGCGCUCCUUCCCUGUCUGAAUUUUCGGUGGAACAAAGAAAUGGAAGCUAAUGCACAGGCCAAUCGCCGCAUUGCAACAAUCAGGAAUCAGCUUCUGCCUCCUAAUUUUCAGGAAGGCGGUGAUGUUCAUCUGAAGAGAGUUGAUUGCCGAGCGAAAGGUGGGUCACCUGGAUUCAAAGUUGCUAUCUUAGGUGCUGCUGGGGGAAUUGGCCAACCCCUUGCUUUGCUGAUGAAGAUGAACCCACUAGUUUCAGUUCUUCAUCUUUAUGAUGUCGUAAACUCCCCUGGUGUCACGGCUGAUGUUAGUCACAUGGACACUGGAGCUGUGGUGCGUGGCUUCUUGGGUCAACCACAGCUUGAGAGUGCGCUCACUGGCAUGGACUUAGUGGUUAUACCAGCUGGUGUUCCUAGGAAGCCUGGAAUGACAAGGGAUGAUUUGUUUAAAAUAAAUGCUGGAAUUGUGAGGACUCUUUGUGAAGGAAUUGCCAAGUGCUGUCCCAAUGCAAUUGUCAACUUGAUUAGCAAUCCGGUGAACUCUACUGUUGCUAUUGCUGCAGAAGUUUUUAAGAAAGCUGGCACAUAUGAUCCAAAGCGGCUGCUCGGUGUUACAACCCUUGAUGUUGUGAGAGCAAAUACUUUUGUGGCAGAGGUACUGGGUCUUGAUCCUAGAGAGGUUGAUGUUCCUGUCGUGGGAGGUCAUGCUGGAGUCACAAUAUUGCCUCUGUUGUCACAGGUUAAGCCUCCCAGUAGCUUCAGUCCUGAAGAAGUUGAUUACCUUACCAACCGCAUCCAAAAUGGUGGAACAGAAGUUGUUGAGGCAAAGGCUGGGGCUGGUUCUGCAACUCUAUCAAUGGCGUAUGCAGCUGCCAAAUUCGCUAAUGCAUGCCUCCGCGGCUUGAAAGGAGAAGCCGGGGUGGUGGAGUGUGCUUUUGUUGCUUCUGAGGUUACAGAACUUCCCUUUUUCGCGACCAAGGUACGUCUUGGCCGUGGCGGAGCUGAGGAGGUUUAUCAACUCGGACCCCUGAAUGAGUAUGAAAGGAUCGGCUUGGAGAAAGCAAAGAAAGAGUUAGCAGGAAGCAUCCAGAAAGGGAUUGACUUCAUCAGAAGUUAAAUGAUGUCAGGAGUUAACUGGGUUUUGUCCCAACGACAACGACCUCGUGUGAUAAUAAUAAUAAUAAUAAUAUAAUAACAAUCCCCUUGUUUAUAUUAGAUUUUUCUCGAGCCUAUUGUUGUGAUUUUGGUUUUACCAUUCGUAUGAAAUUGGAGUAAACUGGAAAACUAUAUUGUAAUUUUAGUACGUGAUCCCAACUUUUUUUGAAUA
Molecule: messenger RNA, 1514 nt
Organism: Prosopis cineraria
Lineage: Eukaryota; Viridiplantae; Streptophyta; Magnoliopsida; Fabales; Fabaceae
Product: malate dehydrogenase, glyoxysomal
Exons: 9
Coding region: 234-1304 (356 amino acids)
Biological process (GO): malate metabolic process; tricarboxylic acid cycle
Cellular component (GO): chloroplast; cytoplasm
Molecular function (GO): L-malate dehydrogenase (NAD+) activity
Source: RefSeq, a predicted model, not a curated record